Stereum hirsutum FP-91666 SS1 is the source of this 6445-nucleotide messenger RNA. RefSeq lists its product as uncharacterized. Gene Ontology annotation, molecular function: high voltage-gated calcium channel activity. Gene Ontology annotation, biological process: calcium ion import across plasma membrane. Gene Ontology annotation, cellular component: voltage-gated calcium channel complex; membrane. The record is from RefSeq and is a predicted model, not a curated record. NCBI's taxonomy places the organism in Eukaryota, Fungi, Basidiomycota, Agaricomycetes, Russulales, Stereaceae. The transcript has 26 exons. The coding region runs from base 136 to 6003 and encodes 1955 amino acids.
CGGACAGGCUCGACGUUCCGUAAUGUUUCUCGCGGGUUACGUCGCGUUUCGCUUCGGGUGGUUAAUUUAGCUGGGAAGGGGCUUGACGAACAUGAACAUACGAGGCUGAAUGAUCUCCCGGACGACGACGACGACAUGACAGCGGGCGGGGCGGGCGGGUUGAACAGAAUGGGAACGGAGAAGGGUGGACAAGGACAGUUCUUGCCUGAGUAUAGGAAGGAUAUGCCGCUCCGAGGGCGAACGAUGGGGUUUUUGGGACCGGAGAGUUCGGUGAGAUUGGCGAUGUAUAGGUUUUUGGUGUAUCCAUGGACCGAACCGACCAUCCUGCUCCUAAUCAUCGUCAACGCCGUCGUCCUCACCAUCCAAGGCUCACGCACCGUCGUGCGUGCUGACGAGGACGAUGAUCCGCCCGGUGUGAGGGGCUAUUUUCAUAGAUGGGAGGAUUGGGCGUUGUUUUUUCUUUUUGUUGUGUUUACACUGGAAGCAUUCGCAAGGAUAGCGGUGACGGGGUUCAUACUCGACCCCGAAGUCCCACUGUCUACACUGCUCAUGAGUCCCUUCACUGCUUCCCCACCCAUAUCUUCCGCACAACACCAUACUACCACCACAACAUCAACAACAAUGGACCCCAACGACCCCACACAUCCCCUUGCCCGGUCCACCUCUCUCACCCACACUCACGGUCUCGACCGCAAACGCACAAUAACCUCCCGUCUCCAGCGGUUCUACGACAACGUCGCGGCACCAUUCGCGUUACGGACGGGGUCGUCGAGUUAUCCGGACGGUCAGCCCUCGAUGGCGGUGUCGAUGAGUGGUGGAAUACCGGCUUCGAAUUCGACGAGUACAACUACGAGUACGCCGACGUCGAGGAGGAACAGGAACCGAUCGGAUACCGCGGCGUCCACCACCCCAAUCAUGGAAAAAUCCCAAUCCCAAUCCCAAUCCCUCGCCUCCUUACCCUCCCUACCCUCCCACCUCCGCACCGCCUCCCACCCACACCCGCACCACCACAACCUCCUCCGCUCAGACCACCCCGCCUCCUCCACCCCGCACAACCCAAACGCUCUCUCCCUCCCCUUCCGGUUCUCCGUCAAAGGAUCCGUCGGGAUCACGAGGCGGAAUGUUCCGUAUUUGAGACAUUCGUGGAGUCGGAUUGAUGCGGUGGCGAUACUGUGUUUUUGGGUUAGUUUUGCGUUGGCGGAGGGGGGGGUGGAGAGGGGGGGAGGGGGAGGACAUGUGGGGAUUUUUAGGGCGUUGAGUGUGUUGAGGACUGCGAGGCUUUUGACUGUUACUUCGGGGACUACGACGAUCAUGCGUUCGUUGAAGAUCGCGAGGCCGCUGUUGACGAGCGUGGCGUAUUUCGUGUUGUUCGCUAUGGCGCUAUUUUCAAUAAUCGGCGUCCAAUCCUUCUCCGGCUCCUUCCGUCGUUCCUGCUUCCUGGAAGCAACCCUCGGCGUCCCCGAGACCGACCUCAGCCAAUCCUGCGGUGGCUACAUCGACCCGGCUUCGCUGAACGUCACGGGAUACGUGCAGUUGGACGGAGGGAUACAUGAGACGAGUAAGGGGUAUAUAUGUCCGUUGGGGCAGACUUGUCGGGAAGUCAGCACGAAUCCGUAUUCGGACGUGGAGAGCUUCGAUACGAUAUAUAAUUCGGCGUUGCAGGUCUUCAUCGUCUCGUCUGCGAAUGGGUGGUCCCCGCUGAUGUACAGCAUGAUCGACGCCGAGUUCUUCAUGUCCUGCUUCUUCUUCAUCGUCUGCAUCGUCGUCCUCAAUUUUUGGUUGAUCAAUCUGUUCGUCGCUGUGAUCACGAAUACGUUCUCUGCUAUUCGGGAGGAGACGCAUAAGUCUGCGUUUGGUGCUGCUCCCCUCCAAAUCACGGACGAACAAGGCGACGCCUGGGUCGCCUCCGAAUCGCGACACAAACCGAACCGAAUCCGCGACCUCUACGAACACAUCCGCUGGUGCUGGGUCGCCCUCGCCCUCUUCUCCCUCGUCCUCCAAGCGACAAAAGAAGUCGACAUCAACUCGACCCACCAGGACAUCCUCACCACGGGCGAGCUCGGGCUCACCAUCGCCUUCGACGUCGAGAUCCUUAUCCGCGUGGCCGCGCAUUUCCCGGACUGGCGCGCGUUUUUUGCCAAGGGGCAGAAUUGGCUCGAUCUCGUGCUCGCGGUGGGGAGCAGUGUGAUUCAGAUUCCGGUGGUGAGGGAUUCGGAGGUGUAUCCGUGGUUGACGAUCUUUCAGUUGAUGAGGUUUUAUCGGGUGAUAUUGGAGAUACCGAGGAUGAAGCCUUUGCUGCUCUCCGUGUUCGGAAACAUGUACGGUCUCGCAAACAUGACGCUCUUCCUCCUCCUCGUGAACUUCAUCGCCGCCCUCGCCGCGCUGCAGCUCCUCCAGGGCGACCUCACCGCGGACGAUAACAUGAACUUCGGACAGAUCUACACCUCCUUCCUCGCCAUGUAUCAGAUCUUCUCGUCGGAGAACUGGACGACGGUGUUGUAUGAUUCGGCGGACGCGGAGUCGGGGCUGGGACAGACGGCGAUCGUGUGUUUGUUCUUCUCUGCUUGGUUUUUCUUCGCGAAUUUCAUCAUGCUGCAGAUGUUCAUCGCCGUCAUCAACGAGAACUUCAACGUCGCCGAAGAAUCGAAACGAGGUCGCCAGGCGGACGAUUACUGGGCGGCGCACCAGCCGCAGAAAGUUAAGGCGACCUGGGUCCGCAAGCUCAAUCCCUAUCGGUGGUUCAGUCCCUCGCCCAAAGCGAUCGUCGUGGAGAAUCUGCCGUCGAACUUGGUGUUGCCGAUGCAGAAGGCGUUGGUGCAAGAUUAUGGGCUGCCGGGGAUGGAGAGGAGGACUAGCAGACGCAAGGUGGACGGCAAGAAGAGUGGUUCGGGGCACGUCGCGAGCAAGUCUUUGAGCGUGCUGCAGCAGCUGUUCAUUGGAGAUACGAAAUCGAACGAUAUGCCGCUCGCUAAUCUGAAGACUACGAAGCGGGAGUCGGUCAAUACCCAGAAUCCGAACGACGACGAGAUUGAACGGCAGUUGGAGCUGCUCGCCUCGUUCGGUAACGAUGUCGCUGCUGCAGAGGAGAUGAACGACGCGCUUCAUGAGCGCAGGGCCCAAAAGGCGGAUUUCAUCCGGGACCAUCCAUCUUACGACAAGACGUUCUGGGUGUUCUCGCAGAAGAACGCUUUCCGUCGCUGGUGCCAGUCCAUCGUCCGACCCGCAGACGGCGAACGAAUAUUUGGACGACCGACAUCCGCCACGGCACACACCAUCUUCCAGUUCAUCCUCCUCCUGACCGUCAUCGGUGGCAUCGUCGUCGAGAGCAUCGCGACUCCGAUCUUUCGCCGCAAUUUCUACAACUUAUACGGGCACAAAGCCGGUUCAUGGUUCGAUCUCUCAGAGGCCGUGUUUGGGCUCAUGCUCGUCGUCGAGUUCGUCAUCAAGGUCAUCGCCGACGGCUUCCUCUUCACCCCGAACGCGUACGUCCGCAGUAUCUGGAACGUGCUCGAUUUCGUGAUCAUGGCAGGCAUAGUGGUCAACGUCACGACGGGCCUCAUCUUCAUCGGCGGACUGAGUCGGUUCACGCGGGCGUUGAAGGCGCUCCGUGCUUUGAGGCUCAUCACGCUCGUGGAGAAGAUGCGGACGACAUUCGAGUCGCUCAUUCUUUCGGGCGCGUCUCGUAUCUUCGAUGCAGCCAUGUUGGCCAUACUCUAUAUGAUCCCUUACGCCGUCUGGGGACUCAAUAUCUUCGCUGGCCUCAUGAACGAAUGCAACGACUCAAACAGCACCGGCAUCUCGGAUUGUAUCUACGAGUACGAGAACAACGUCGUUGGCGGAGACGACAACCCGGCCUUUACGUUCCUCGUCCCCCGCGUCUGGGACAAUCCCUCGCCGUCGACGACGUAUUCGUUCGACUCGUUCCGGUCCUCGUUGCUGAUUCUGUUCGAGAUCGUGUCGUUGGAAGGAUGGAUCGACGUCAUGAAUAUCGCGACGAGUAUUACUGGGUCAGGAUUGCAGCCGCAGACGAACAACGCGCAGUUUUAUUCGAUCUUUUUCUUGAUCUAUAACUUGCUCGGUGCGGUCGUUAUUCUCACGCUUUUCGUCAGUAUCAUCAUCGGGAACUUUAGUUCGAAGACGGGUUCCGCGUUCCUCACACAGCCUCAGCGCGAGUGGAUUGACUUGCAGAAGCUGAUCAAUCGGCAGAGACCGUCGAAGCGACCGAAGAUGAGGCCGGACGGGUUCCUCAGGGCUUGGUGUUUUGAUCGAGCCGUUCAUAAGCACGGAUGGUGGUCUCGAGGGAUGACGACUAUUUUUAUAGCUCAUUUCAUUGCACUCAUGACGACGACUUUUAGCGUGAAUACUCUUGGAUCCCGAAUUCGGACCUACAUCUUCCUCUUCAUCACGGGAACGUACACGUUGGACGUGUUGGUCCGCCUCUCCGGUUUGGGCUGGAAAAGCUAUCGUGCGAAUGGCUGGAACAUAUUCGACAUGCUCGUCGCUCCCGGCAGUCUCUUCACUACUCUGUUGAGUCUCUUUGGCAAUGAAGGCUAUGCGCUCGAUCAACUCCAGAAGUUGUUCAUCGUCUGCGUGGCGUUCAAGCUUGUGCAGCGCAUGAAUAACCUCAAUAAGCUCUUCAAGACUGCAGUCGCGAGUCUACCUGUCAUUCUGAGUCUGUUGUCCCUGUGGAUCAUCCUCUUCAUAUUCUUCGCGAUUUUGAUGGUUGAGAUCUUCAGUCUCACGAAGUGGGGCUCGGGCGAGACCUGGAACCAGAAUUACUCGAGCAUGGGCACGGCCCUCGUCAUGCUGGCCUUCAUGACUUCCGGAGAGGGCUGGAACCAGUACAUGCACGAUUAUGCUGUCGAAUAUCCUCGUUGCACGAAUUCGCCGGACGGUGACUCGGACUGCGGCAGUGUGGGUUGGGCUUUCACGCUGUUCAUCGCUUGGAACUUGCUGAGCAUGUACAUUUUCGUGAACAUGUUUACUGGUGUGGUCGUCGAGAAUUUCUCGUACGUGUUCCAGAUAACCGGUGGUUCCAAAGCCGUCACGCGAGAGGAGAUGCGGGCAUUCAAGAAGGUUUGGGCCGAGUUCGCGAACAAGCGAACAGGAUACCUAGAACGCAGUAAUUUCGUACCAUUCUUCGGCAAAUUGAGCGGUAUUUUCGAGGUGCGGAUAUACCCUAGAGAACACAGUAUUCCUCAAAUCAUGCGGGCAAGCGCCGACACCGGUGACACUUCCUAUGGUUACGGCGAGUCCAAAAUCGUCGGCGAGGUGGACUUGGUCAAGCUAGACAACGCGUUGAGCAAGGUCGACUACGGCGCGGUUCGAAGGCGUCGACAUGUUUACAGUCGCCUGUAUCACGAGGCCAGCAUGUGUCGGAAUAGCAAGGGCAUGUCCUUCCACGAUAUGCUCGUGCUUCUCGCCCACCACAAGUUGAUCGUCGACAAGGAUGCCUUGAUACUGAAGGACCUGGUCGUCCGGACGGAGACGAACAAACUGGUCACGGAUCUCGUGAACCUCGACCGCGUGCGCUCUCUGCUGAUGACGUUGACCUACCGUCGACGAUACCUGGCCCGUCGCGAGCAAGCUCGCCAGGCCAAAAUGGAGCAGGAUAUCCCCGCGAUCGUGGUUGACGACCCUCCAUUAACCCCAUCACAUCGGAGCUCACGAGACAUCUCUUCCGCACUUCAUGUCUUCAGCGAUUCCGACUCUCCCAGUCCCUCACCGUGUAUGCGCUCGAGCGAUGUCUUUGACUCUUCUUUCGCUGCGUCAAAUACCCCCGGCUCCCCUGCUCUGCAUAGAAGUCGACGGACGAGCGACCUCAGCAUGUUGUCCACCGACCUUAGUGGAUACCGAUAUACCCGAGACUUAUCACCGUCUCGAGACCCGUCGUUGCUUAUCGACGACGAAAACACGCAGGAUGUCUUUGCUGCUAUGCAGAAUUCAUCCUGGGGUGAUAUGAUGUUGGAAGCGGAGGAGGAGGAGGAGGAGCACCACCGAUAGUUUUUUCUUUAUUUCUGUUUCAUUCGACUUCCGUUAGGUUUUCCAGGUGUUUAUUUCGUUCAUUCUUUCGUCUUCGUUCGCCUCCGCCUUUUCGCCUACUACUGCUCAUUCGGACACUAUCGGGACGCUCAGUCGAUCGUAAUUAUCUCCUUUACUCCUCUAUGUUGCUUAGAACGCACUCUCUGUACUACGCUCAUUAAUUGUUGUCAUACGAUGCCGCUCCCUGGAGAACACUACUACACUCUGGAUUAUACGCACCACGAUAUCUUUUUGACUGCGUGGUAUCUAACGCUGGGGCCACUCUUUCCCCGAUAGUUAGAGUCAGUCUCGGUACGCCUUGACAGGAAUUGGGCUCCUUGAUAGACCUCGUCGUCGAAACUCGAACGGACGACGACGGCAGUUCUUGAAUCAUAAGUCUAGCGCAGAUGUCGAUUUAGAAUGG